AGAAUGACACUUGACAGUGCAAAUAGCCUCCAGCUCCAGCCCUCCAGCUAACUUUCUAAACUUUUAAUUAGUUUAAUUAUUGCAAUAAUUAAUCUGUUUGUUUAUACCAAAUAUUUUUCCAAGGACAAAGAUUAUGAAGGGAAUAUUGGCGGAUAAAUUGAAUUUUUUAGUAUAUAAAAUAUUACCGGUGAAGGUGAUAGUGAUAUUACUUUCUUAAAUUCAUGGCAGAUACUAAAUACUACGUAAAUUUCUCACUUAUAAUGCUUUUGAUGGUCUGUAAAGCUAUGUGCUCUAGAAAUAAAUAAUCACGUACAUGAUAGAUAAGCUGGUAUUUGAUGAUAUUUCGUAAUAAUAACACAUUGACAUAAUAUUCAUUUUAACAUAUUAGGAGCCAUUCUAGAAUAGUAACUCUUACUUUGUCCCAAUCCAGAAAGAUGUCUUUUUGUGCCAACCUUGGUUUCCUUUUUAAGGAAGAAAACAAUUUAAUAAACAGAUAUAAACUUGCAAAGCAGGCAGGAUUUUAUUCAGUAGAAACACCCUUUCCUUACGGAUAUGAAAAAGAUGAAGUAGUAGCCGCUAAAAAUGCAGCAAAUGUUAACCAAGUUCUGAUAAAUAUAUAUACUGGAGAUGUUUCUAAAGGGGAAUUGGGUUUCGCUGCUAUUCCUGGCAAAGAGGAAGAGUUCAAAAAGAGUAUGUUACUCACAAUAGAAUAUGCCAAAGCAUUGGGUGUCAAGAAAAUUCACAUAAUGGCAGGAAAAAUUAUUGGAGCCGUUACGCCUGCUCAUGAUACUGUCUACGAAGAUAAUCUUCAAUGGGCAGUGCAGUCAUUGGAAAAAGAAGACAUAAUGGGAUUAAUAGAACCUAUAAACAAAUAUUCAGUCCCCCAGUAUUAUUUAAAUUCGUAUGAACGAGCUGUAGCAGUAAUCAAAAAAAUUAAUAGCCCGAAAUUAAAAUUGAUGUUGGACAUCUUUCAUCUCCAAAUGAUAAAAGGAUGUAUUACUAAUUCCAUUGAAGAAAUGAUGCCACACAUAGGACAUGUUCAAAUUGCACAAGCACCUAACAGGAACGAACCAGACAGUGCGGGAGAAUUAGAUUAUAGAUUUAUAUUGGAUAUAUUAGCCAAAAAAGGAUAUAAUGGUUGGAUAGGUUUAGAAUAUCUACCAAAGAAUGAGACCGUGGAGGGAUUAUCAUGGAUUAAAAGCUUUGGUUUCACACUUACGAACGUGUAAUGGAACAAGUUAUACCUUGUACAAUACAAUUUAGGUUAGGUUGUUAAAUUUUUAUAGAUUGAAUAAAAAAAUUGAGUAAGUA
Molecule: messenger RNA, 1311 nt
Organism: Diabrotica virgifera virgifera (western corn rootworm)
Lineage: Eukaryota; Metazoa; Arthropoda; Insecta; Coleoptera; Chrysomelidae
Gene: Gip
Product: putative hydroxypyruvate isomerase
Exons: 6
Coding region: 435-1229 (264 amino acids)
Biological process (GO): glyoxylate metabolic process
Molecular function (GO): hydroxypyruvate isomerase activity
Source: RefSeq, a predicted model, not a curated record